This is a messenger RNA of Girardinichthys multiradiatus, 3347 nucleotides long. Its product is annotated as zinc finger protein 239-like. The record is from RefSeq and is a predicted model, not a curated record. Gene Ontology annotation, biological process: regulation of transcription by RNA polymerase II. Lineage: Eukaryota; Metazoa; Chordata; Actinopteri; Cyprinodontiformes; Goodeidae. Bases 193 to 1227 code for a protein of 344 amino acids. Gene Ontology annotation, molecular function: DNA-binding transcription factor activity; RNA polymerase II cis-regulatory region sequence-specific DNA binding. The transcript has 2 exons.
AGAAAACCGGGGGCUGCCUCUCAGGAAAACGACCAAACGCUCCCUGAAAUGUUUAUUAUACCCAGUUUUGUGGUUAUGUUGUAACUGCGGCUCGCAGGAAGAAUACCUUAAACAAUAAACGUCCGAUUUGUAAAGGGGGAAAAAAAUGAACACGGUUAUCAGCCCCUCCUUGGUGUGAUUGUAAAGAUCAGCAUGCUUGACAAAACCGGUGACCAGCAGCAGGAGUCCAGGCUGUGCUCAGACUGUGGAUGCAGUUUCAACCCAUCACAUCUGGACUCUCACUCUGAUUCCACCUCAGCUAAACAGAAGCAGACAGACAACACAGACACUCCAUUCAAAUGCCCAUCCUGUGAGGCUGGAGGCAGUAGCAGUCCCUUUAAUGGCCGGCGGGGCCACCGGCGCAUUCGACUGGACCCUCACAGCUGUAGCGUAUGCAAUAAAACCUUCAUCUCAUCCGCUCACCUGAGCCUUCACCUCACUUCCCACAACAAGGAAAGGAAGUUCAGAUGUAACACCUGCGGCAAGUUCUUCCAUCAGGCCUCCCACCUGAUGGCUCACAAGGUAAUCCAUAGUGGUGAUAAACCAUUUAAAUGCCCAGAGUGUGGGAAGAACUUUGGGCGCGCUUCACACCUGAAGACCCACCGUCGGCUACACACUGGGGAGAAGCCUUUCAACUGCACCUACUGCAGCAAGUCGUUCACCCAGAAGGCUGGCCUCCUGGCACACAUUCGGCUCCAUACUGGGGAGAAGCCCUACAAAUGUGAGAACUGCGGCGAGAGCUUUCGCUUUAUGUCCAACUUGCUCUCCCACAAGGCUCAAGAGGCCUCCGGACAGGCCAAACCAGCGUUUGUUCCUGCUCCUGUUCCUGCACCGGCGCCUCCAGUCAGCCAGCCUCAGAGAGCCCAAAGCAACAUGGUGGAUCUUAAAUGUGGUGUCUGCUGCCGCACAUUUGUACGCUCGUCAUACAUCCGACUUCACAUACGGCUAAAAAAAGGCCAGCGACCUUAUCAUUGCAAAGUGUGCAACAAGACCUUCGUCAAGCUGGAAACGUUUGUGAACCACUGUGACAAACACUUGAGGCAGAAACAGGAAAAAAAUGGGGUUAAAUACGAAGUUGUUAAGCCUCCACUGUUUGUUCCGCUCUCCAGGCCUCCUUCUCCAGAGAGCGUACCUGCUCAGGAGUUGUCCUUGGAGAUGAACAUGCGCUCCAAAAUAAAAAUAGAGUGAGGUUAAAGACCGAGAUGCUUCAAAGCACUUCUGCAUCAGCACGCAGAUACAGCACAGAAGUAUCAACUUAUGGCAUUUCACAUAAAUGUUUACAAGUAAAAGAAAAUCAGAGAAAAUGGGCAGUAGUGGAAGAGAACAUAGUGGGAUAAAAACACUGGUGUCAGUGAAUUUAAGUGGAAAACAAACGUUGCUCAAGUAUAUCUGUCCCGCAUUCCUCUUAUUUUCUAAUCUAGUUUUUGCUGAUCUACAGCUAGAUAUGAGCAGAGCUUUCCAGUAAAAGCAAUCAGCUGAUAUACGAUCUGAUGGUUUGAUAACCAUGGUUAAAAAUGCAUGUGAAAAUGUAAAACAUGACCCAGUUUCUUUUAUUUCAAACAGUAAAGCAACAAUUAUCGUUAUUGCUGCUAAAGUAUUAUAACAGUGAUUACAAUUAUGCUAUUUAUACCAUAUUUAUUGUUAUUUUCAUUUUUGAAAAUAGGCUUAAGCAAAAAUAAGGCGUUGUGUUUGACCAAGUGGAACGUUAUUUUUUAGGGUGUUAUAUUUUUCAUUUUAGGUCCACUGUGGAGUUCAAAAGCAGGCUGUUUACAUUGAGUUUUACUCCUACAUUAGACGUGUUGGUGCCCUACCUUAAAUGAUCUCUGGACACAGAUCUCCCUCCACAGCAGAGAGCAGAAUGCAAAUACAAACAGUAAAAAAAUUUAAUAAAAUCUAUAAUUUAAUAGCAGUUGUGGUUUAAAAAGCUGAGUUAAGUCACUCCAAACUUUGUGGAUUGUCAAACCAGAGCAAAUUUUAAAUAAACGAGUGCAUGCAGGAAAAAAAAUGAAAGGAGUUUCAGCAGCAAUUAUUAGCAAUAACUCCGUAACCAAUAUAACAAUGUAACCUUAGAGCAAGAGUAAAGGACAGAGAAGCUCCAGUUGGACUACAGACACAUAUAUAUUUUACAGUUUUUACUCAGUACAUACAUAACACAGAAACUGAAAUAAAAUAUUUAACUCAAUGUAUGUAAUAAUUUAGAGAAUUAAUAAACCAAGCCUGCGCUAUGUGUCCCAAAGGAGCAUCAUAUAUAAACACACACAUGCAACAGCAGCUGUAGCCUGUCUGCUUCAUUUAGAAUUAAAAUCUAAGGUUGUGAUCCUUUUGGUUUGUAUCCUGGAACAUAGAGGCAUUAAAUUCCUAACAAAAUGGCUGUGAUGACAACAUUACCUCCCUUAUCAUUCAAUGACUUUCACAUUAGGGUUAGCUGAUUUAAAUCAUGUGUUCAUUGAAAUUAGCUACAGUGUAAAACACAGAUAUUCAACAUGUGUGGUGAAAUUUAAAUGAAUGUUGCACUAACAAAUACUGCCACUUACUGCUGUUUUACAAUUUAGAGUUACUAGAAAAUAUCAACUGUACAAAACAGAAAACUACCCAAAUUCCUGGGAAAAGUCCUUCUUGUGGAAACUUACUAAUAUUUAGAAUAAACACCUACUAAAUAUAAUGCUAGGUUGUUAGACUUUAUUGCUGUUCUCUUCUUUGUGAAGUAGCAAAAGCAAACCAAGCUUAAAUAAGCUGGUUAAAUAGUCAGGAUGUCUGCCCCUCAUAGGUUCCCAGCUGUAUUUCUGCAACAGUGUUACCUUAAUAAGAAUGAUGGGUGGUGCUUCUUUAGUUACCACACUACAACUUCUGUGUUUUUCACGACUGCAAAUAUUGUCUUGUAAACAACAGCGUAGGAGACCACCUUUAGCCAGCUGACCAGCAGUGCACAGCAACAGGUGUGUUUAUGUGUGUGGUGGAGGGUCCCUAAAAUAAUCUGAGACUUUAAACUAAAUGAAUAAUAUGAUGGUAUAUUUUAGAAGUUUUAUUGCUUUAAAAACUUUGGUGUACCUUGUAAUCGGUAAUCAGCUCAUUCCUCAUUAGUUUACUUUAGCAUGAAUAGCUGAUCUUUUGUCUUUAGGUGUUUAAAAGAAGUUUCAAAUAAUUUGAAAUCAGUUUAUUGGUAAGAAUAAGUGAAUAGGUUUCUUUUGUAAAGACUUGAUAAGUAUUAUAAACAUUAAAACAUUCUUCUUCUGUUGUACCUGAAAGAGUUUCUUGUUACACACCAUUUUCAAUCCAACUACUCCUUCAAUAAACCCUGUUUUUCUCCA